Molecule: messenger RNA, 774 nt
Organism: Pochonia chlamydosporia 170
Lineage: Eukaryota; Fungi; Ascomycota; Sordariomycetes; Hypocreales; Clavicipitaceae
Product: mitochondrial triosephosphate isomerase
Exons: 1
Coding region: 1-774 (257 amino acids)
Biological process (GO): glycerol catabolic process; glycolytic process; glyceraldehyde-3-phosphate biosynthetic process
Cellular component (GO): cytosol
Molecular function (GO): triose-phosphate isomerase activity
Source: RefSeq, a predicted model, not a curated record
AUGGCAACAACACCUCCCGCCCGCCGGCUCAUCGGCCUCUCGACAAAAAUGUACUUUUCACAAUCACACAACCGCGAAGUCACACAAGGCUUCCUCACUCACCUCUCCAGCAUCACCGCAGAGUCGCUCUCCGACGUCGACAUCUUCAUCAUCCCCGACUUUGUGUCCCUCACCGAAACCAUCAACCUCCUCAAGUCAUCCCCCGUCCCGAUCUGGCCCGGAGCCCAGGACUGCCACUGGGAAGACAGCGGCGCAUUCACAGGCGAAGUGAGUCCCGCUGUGCUGAGCGAAGUUGGCGUCAAGAUUGUGGAAGUUGGACACGCCGAGCGACGGAGGCUGUUUGGCGAAGAUGACGCAACGGUGGCGAAGAAAGCUGCUGCGGUGAGCAGGAACGGCAUGAUUCCCCUGGUGUGUAUCGGAGAGCAGACACGGGGGGAUAUUGGCGUUGCUGUUGAUGAGUGUCAGACGCAGGUUGAGGCGGUGAUGGGGGGUGUGCCGUCGACGGCGGAAGUGGCUUUGGCGUAUGAGCCGGUUUGGGCGAUUGGAGCGAGUGAACCUGCUGGGGAGGAACAUGUCCUGCGGGUGGUUGAAGGGAUUAGACGGCUUGAUUGUGUGAAGUCGAGACGGGGAGUUACGAGGGUGGUUUACGGUGGGAGUGCGGGACCUGGGCUGUAUGAACGGUUGAAGACUGGCCUUGAUGGGUUGUUUUUGGGGAGGUUUGGUCAUGAUCCGGAGAGGUUUGUGAAGACGAUUCGGGAAGUUGCAGAGGCUUAA